Exophiala aquamarina CBS 119918 is the source of this 1323-nucleotide messenger RNA. Its product is annotated as ATP-dependent RNA helicase sub2. The coding region runs from base 1 to 1323 and encodes 440 amino acids. Gene Ontology annotation, molecular function: RNA helicase activity; RNA binding; ATP binding. The transcript has 4 exons. Gene Ontology annotation, biological process: mRNA export from nucleus; mRNA splicing, via spliceosome. Lineage: Eukaryota; Fungi; Ascomycota; Eurotiomycetes; Chaetothyriales; Herpotrichiellaceae. The record is from RefSeq and is a predicted model, not a curated record.
AUGUCUGCCGAAGAAGAUCUCAUCGACUACUCUGAUGAGGAGCUUCAAGCUACCGAGACUCCUGCCACCGGUGUCACAAAUGGUGCUGCAAAGAAAGGCGACCUGACUGUCUCAGGUGGGAAGAGUACAGAUAAGGGAAAGGGCAGUUAUGUCGGCAUCCACUCCACCGGUUUCAGAGAUUUUCUGCUCAAAGGCGAACUGCUACGAGCCAUCACCGACUGCGGUUUCGAACAUCCUUCGGAGGUCCAACAGAAGUGCAUUCCACAAGCCCUUCUCAGUGUCGACAUUCUUUGCCAGGCCAAAUCUGGUCUUGGUAAGACGGCUGUUUUCGUCUUGACCACACUUCAUCAGCUGGAACCCAUUCCGGGCGAGGCCUCCGUGUUGGUUAUGUGCCACACUCGAGAGCUUGCGUACCAGAUCAAGAACGAAUAUGCCCGUUUCAGCAAGUACCUUCCAGAGGUCAAGACUGCUGUUUUCUAUGGUGGUACACCGAUUCAGAAAGAUAUUGAACUACUCAAGAACAAAGAGUCCUUCCCCAACAUUAUUGUCGGGACCCCUGGUCGCCUGAAUGCGCUCGUCCGCGACAAGUAUCUGUCAUUGCGUAACGUGAAAGCUUUUGUCCUUGACGAAUGCGACAAAAUGUUGGAUCAAAUCGACAUGCGCCGAGAUGUUCAAGAAAUCUUCCGCGCGACCCCUACCGAGAAACAGGUCAUGAUGUUCAGCGCCACUCUGCCAGAGACAAUUCGCCCAAUUUGCAGGAAGUUCAUGAGACAUCCUCUUGAAGUUUUCGUCGAUGAUGAGACCAAGCUCACACUACACGGUCUCCAGCAAUAUUCCAUCAAGCUCAGUGAAGGCGAGAAGAAUCGAAAACUCAACGACCUGCUCGACAGUCUCGAGUUCAACCAGGUCAUCAUUUUUGUCAAGAGUACCCUUCGAGCAACUGAAUUAGACAAGUUGCUACGUGAAUGCAACUUUCCAAGUAUCGCCGUCCAUUCAGGAGUUAGCCAAGAGGAGCGCAUCAAGAGAUACAAGGAGUUCAAGGAAUUCAACAAGCGUAUUUGCGUUGCAACUGACGUCUUUGGUCGUGGUAUUGAUAUCGAGCGCAUCAACCUUGCGAUCAAUUACGAUCUACCUGCUGAUGCUGACUCCUAUCUUCAUCGUGUUGGCCGUGCUGGUCGCUUCGGUACUAAAGGUCUUAGUAUCUCGUUUGUCAGCAGUGAUACCGAUGAGACUGUCAUCAAAGAGAUUGAGAGCCGGUUCCAAGCACCGUUGCCUCCUUACCCAGAAGGCGGUGUCGACUCAAGCACCUACAUGGCAUCUUAG